AUGAAUUCGGAAAAUGUAGCCCCGGAUCCCUGCACGGGUAAAAAUACUACAUCUUCGGCAGCCGCUGGGUCGGUCCCGAAGGAGCCUAAACAGCUAACUAUACAGAAUGUUGCUCCCGGCCUCAGUAGCAACAAACCCCUGUUCAGCGAUGAAGACACGCUGAGCAUCUCUGUGGAAAGUCAAUCCACAACACUCUGGCUGGUCAGUACCUACAUGGCCUACGAUCGCCAAGACUGCCCUCCCGCUCGGUUACUGGACGUGGUGAAAGAAGCCAACUCGAAAAAGUUGCCCAUAGUUAUCGGGGCCGCUGCAAAUGCGCAUCAUGCGGUUAAGUCGCUAAUCGGUUAUUUAGAUAUUACCGCGGAAAAUUAUGAUACGGCAUUGGCCGCGUUAAUCGAAAGGUAUAAUAACAAGCGCGCACUUUUCAGCAAAUAUAUGAAAAAAGUUGUAAAUCAACCAAUAAUUUUCAACGAUUCGGCCGAUGAAUUGCAAACUCUUGUUUCGCGCGCAUGUGUAUUUGCGCUUCAAAAUUUAAUUGUUGAUACCGAGAAAUACGGUUUCCGCACAUUAGAAGCUUUGUAUCCCCAAGCAACAGCAACUAAGAAUGAUCCAAAUCAAAUAUCAUCCGUUUCAUCCACUAAGCAACCUAACUCAAGUUCAAGUAAGCCGAUGCAAAGAAAAGACGCCAGAUUAUUUAACGUUUCUGCAAAACGAAUUUCUUGUCCGAAGUGCGGUCCGCAAGGGCCUCAUCUUUUACAGAAACGUCCAAGUUUUCUGCAAAUGUCUGCAUCCGAACGGAAAUCUACUGCCGAUCAGCUCAAAGUAUGUAUCAACUGUUUAGGGCAUCCAAAGUCGCAAGCGUGCAUCAGCGAAAAAACCUGUUUCACCUGUCGAGGUAAGCAACAUACGCUUUUGCAUCUCAGUAAUUUCACAUCUUCUGCAUCAAAUCAAAUUUCUUCGUCAACCUCAAAUAAAAAUAUUUCAAAAGCGGCCGUCGACUUGAGCGCCGUAGCCGCAAAUAAUUUAGUUAAUUCGCAUUCAAGUAGCGUUCUACUCGCAACAGCCUUAGUAAAUGUCCCCUAUAUUAAUGGGCAAUUCGUACGUUUGAGAGCAUUGAUAGAUCAAGGUUCGCAGCACGCAGUCAUAACAGAACGCGCAGCUCAACGUUUGAAGUUGCCAACGAUUCCAAUUUGCGUGGGUGUUCGCCCAAUGGGUCAAAACGAAUACAAAAUAAUCAAUAAGGAGUUAAUUUUAAACAUUAAUUCGAUCACUGAUUUUAAUUUUUCGGUCGAAACUACCGCUUCCAUAAGUAAUACUAUUACUUCGGAUUUGCCGCUUUUCCUCCUUAAGUCAAGCUCAUUUGCGCAUAUACAGCACUUUCCCCUGGCUGACCCUCAUUUUGCCUCCCCCGGCCAAAUUGAUUUAUUGCUAGCCGGCGACGUUUAUUUCAAAAUACUACAAAGUGGAUUAUGCAAAGGACAACCUGGUGAGCCAGUAGCGCAAAACACCUCAUUGGGAUGGAUAUUGGGCGGAGAAGUGUAUCAACAAAAUUAUUAA
Molecule: messenger RNA, 1557 nt
Organism: Rhagoletis pomonella (apple maggot)
Lineage: Eukaryota; Metazoa; Arthropoda; Insecta; Diptera; Tephritidae
Exons: 4
Coding region: 1-1557 (518 amino acids)
Source: RefSeq, a predicted model, not a curated record